GUCAUCAAAUCAGCUGUGUAUCACACACUGGGAACAUGUAACACAACAAAUGUGCGUAUUUAAAUUAUCGGUGUGAAAAUGUCCACUGAGACUAUUGAUAAAAAAACAACUAAAUGUUUAUGAUAAAUUCACGUUGGAAGAGACAUGGCGCGUCGGAGAAGCAGCGGUAUCACGAGCCUGGGGUUUAGCCAGGACCAAGGCUGCUUCACUUGCUGCCUAACAUCUGGCCUGCGCGUUUAUAAUGUGGACCCACUUGUUGAGAAGGCGCAUUACAGCAAAGAGGAGCUCGGCGAGGUGUCACUCUGCGAGAUGGUGUUCCGUACGAACUGGCUGCUGGUUGUGCGCGCGCGCCGGCCCUGCUGCCUUCUGUUGCUCGACGACCAGCGCCGCGCGUUUAGCGCAGAAGUUACCUUCAAGUCUCCCAUACGAGCGCUCAGGGCGAGGAAGGACAAAGUAGCAGUGGUUCUAACAUGUAGCGUGCAAGUGUUAUCACUGCCGAGCCUACAGCGCGUGGCUCUGCUGCGCACGCCGCCCGCCGCGCCCGCAGCUCGCCCUCUCUGCGCGCUGGCCACUGAUCCCAACGCGCUGCAGAUACUCGCUGCGCCCGCGCACCGCAAGGGCUCGCUGCAGUUACUAGACGUAUCCCGCGCGGUGAAGGGCGCGCAGUCGAGCUCACCAGCGGUGUUGAGCUGCCACCAGUCAGAAGUAGCAUGUCUGAGUGUGGCGGCUAGUGGCUCUCGACUUGCCACCGCAUCACGUCGCGGCACCAUCAUCCGCCUUUGGGACACCACCACAAAGCAGAUGCUGCACGAACUUAGGCGCGGCUCCGACUAUGCGGAUGUUUACUGUAUAAGUUUCAACGGGGACGCAUCUCUGGUGUGCUGUGUGUCGGACAAGGGCACUUUGCACGUGUGGGCGACGCGCGGCCCCGCACGACAUCUGUGCUGCGCCGCCGCGCCCCCGCACCGCGCACUCUGCGCACUCAGCGACGACCGCACCGCCGUCGUGAUAUGUGAAGAUGGAACUUUCCAUAAGUUCACUUUUUCAGCGGAAGGUAACUGCCAUCGAAAUGAUUUUGAAUAUUUUUUGCAGGUAGGCGACGAUGAUGAGUUCCUGCAUUGAUUUUUAAUUACUUAAAAUUUGGACUAAGAAAUGUUAUCUUUUAAGAAAUGAUUUGACAAAUUUGUAAGUCAACAAAAAAAAGCCUCGUUUGAUGAAACUUUUUUAUUAUCGUGCUAAAUGUGUGAUAUAAUCUGUGGUAUUUUGCUACUGCGCAAAAAUGUUGCCAUUGAUAAUAAAAGAUUAAAUCUGUGCAGGGUCA
This is a messenger RNA of Papilio machaon (common yellow swallowtail), 1321 nucleotides long. RefSeq names its product WD repeat domain phosphoinositide-interacting protein 4. Gene Ontology annotation, biological process: protein localization to phagophore assembly site; protein lipidation; nucleophagy. The record is from RefSeq and is a predicted model, not a curated record. NCBI's taxonomy places the organism in Eukaryota, Metazoa, Arthropoda, Insecta, Lepidoptera, Papilionidae. The transcript has 8 exons. Gene Ontology annotation, molecular function: protein binding; phosphatidylinositol-3-phosphate binding; phosphatidylinositol-3,5-bisphosphate binding. The coding region runs from base 145 to 1122 and encodes 325 amino acids. Gene Ontology annotation, cellular component: cytosol; phagophore assembly site membrane; extrinsic component of membrane.